This is a messenger RNA of Coffea eugenioides, 1089 nucleotides long. RefSeq names its product 1-aminocyclopropane-1-carboxylate oxidase homolog 11-like. Lineage: Eukaryota; Viridiplantae; Streptophyta; Magnoliopsida; Gentianales; Rubiaceae. The transcript has 3 exons. The record is from RefSeq and is a predicted model, not a curated record. The coding region runs from base 1 to 1089 and encodes 362 amino acids.
AUGGUGGUCACGAGCAGUGUAGAAGUUCAAGUGGUUUACGAUCCUAGAGCUGGUGUAAAAGGACUAGUUGAUGCAGGAGUAAAGCAACUGCCCAUCAUGUUUGUCCAUGAUUUUAAAAAUCCAGAAGACAAGCCUGGUGCUAAGAAGUCUCAGCUUUCCAUCCCUAUCAUAGAUAUUGCAGGCGCCAACCAAGAUGCAGCUUCGCUGACGCGCGUCAUCAUUAACAUUCUAGAUGCAGGCGAGAGAUGGGGAUUCUUUCAAGUGGUUAAUCAUGGAAUUCCAGUUAAUGUCAUGGACAAUAUGAUCAACGCAGUACGUAAGUUUUUUGAACAAGAUGUAGAAAAUAAAGCAAAAUACUGCAGUCAGAAUGUGAAGAAUAUAUUCAGAUAUAAUAGCGUGCCAUCUGAUGGGUCUCGACUAAGGGGUAUUGGCUGGAGCGACAGUAUUGUUUCCUCACUAGAUCCUCUUCCACAAAACUUUGAAGCACUACCUCUGGAGUUCAGAGAUCCCAUGAUGGAAUACACAAGCCAUCUCAAGAUAUUAGGCAGUACAUUAUAUGGCUUGGUCUCACAAGGUUUGGGACUUAAAGCAAGCCAUUUGGAAGACAUAGGCUGCGCUGACGGGCUUGCUUUCGUUGGUCACUAUUACCCACCUUGUCCGGAACCCGAAAAAACUCUAGGGAGUCUGAGCCAUACAGAUAUUGCAUUCCUGAAUAUAAUCCUACAAGAUCAAGUAGGUGGUCUUCAAGUACUUCACCAUGGUGAAUGGGUUGAUGUGACUCCCUUGCCUGGAGCUCUAGUAGUAACCCUUGGAGAUAUGAUGCAGCUAAUAACAAAUGGAAGAUUCAAGAGUGCGGACCAUAGGGUAGUGUCAAAAAGGUUGGGUCCUAGAACUUCAGUGGCAAGCUUUCUGGGACCUCAGUACAGCGAAGCAUAUGAAUCACGAAUAUAUGGGCCGAUCAAUGAGUUGAUAUCAGAAGAAAAUCCCCCAGUUUACAUGGAAACAACUACGAAAGAAUAUGCAGAAUUCUACUACUCAAACCUCAUAAACAAGGAUGGGAUUUCCGCACUAGAACACUUCAAGAUGUGA